AUGAACUUCCAGCGGAUCUUUCAGCUUGGUCUCCGUCGAGCUACGGGACCUAGCUUUAGGUUGCAGCCUACAGGUCAUCUAGUCCAGCGGAGGCUUAUAUCGCAAGAACAAGCCGCCAAAAUAAUCGCUGAACAACGUAUACGACGCCCCGUCUCACUCCACUUAUCUAUCUACAAACCACAAAUCAAUUCGGUUACCUCGACCCUGCAACGUAUUACAGGCCUUACUCUAGCUGGUUCCCUCUACAUCUUCGGCAUCGCUUACCUUAUCGCUCCUUACACCAGAUGGCACAUGGACACUACAUCCAUGGUUGCAGCAGUUGCUGCGUGGCCCACUGUUAUCAAGAUGGGUGUAAAGGCUUUCGUUGCAUUUCCCUUCUUCUUUCACGGGUUCAAUGGACUGAGACACUUGACAUGGGAUGUUGGUAUUGGGUUCAAGAACCAGCAUGUUAUCAGAACGGGCUGGACAGUCAUUGGGACGACUGUUGUCGCGUCACUCUACUACACUUUCAUGACAUAG
Messenger RNA from Bipolaris victoriae FI3, 519 nucleotides. RefSeq lists its product as hypothetical. Bases 1 to 519 code for a protein of 172 amino acids. Gene Ontology annotation, molecular function: succinate dehydrogenase activity; electron transfer activity. The transcript is spliced from 2 exons. The record is from RefSeq and is a predicted model, not a curated record. Gene Ontology annotation, biological process: tricarboxylic acid cycle; mitochondrial electron transport, succinate to ubiquinone. Gene Ontology annotation, cellular component: membrane. Lineage: Eukaryota; Fungi; Ascomycota; Dothideomycetes; Pleosporales; Pleosporaceae.